ACCUAAAGUUGACAAUACCCGCAGCGGACGACGAUCCGGUCCCGGUUGCUACCUGAUCGGUGCGGGAGAGCCUCGUCCUACACCUCCACCUCGUUCCACCUCGCAUCUCCGGAGAGGGGGUUUGAUGAUGGUUUCUCCGGUACUCCGUUGUCUCUCCUCUCCCCCUUUCCUUUUCUUCUGUUGCCUUCUCCUCCUCCAACUCCCAAUUUGCCGUUCUAUCUACUGCGAUGAGGACGACUGCUACGAUCUCCUCGGGGUUUCUCAGAGCUCCAACGCGUCGGAGAUCAAGAAAGCUUACUACAAGCUCUCCCUUAAAUAUCAUCCUGAUAAGAACCCUGACCCCGAGUCAAGAAAGCUUUUCGUGAAAAUUGCGAAUGCGUAUGAGAUUUUAAAAGAUGAAGCUACAAGGGAGCAAUAUGAUUAUGCAAUUGCACAUCCUGAAGAGGUCUUCUAUAAUACUGCUCGGUACUACCAUGCAUAUUAUGGUCAUAAAACAGAUCCUCGAGCAGUCUUGGUGGGUCUUCUUCUGGUUGUUUCAGCUUUGCAAUAUCUAAAUCAAUGGACCAGGUAUACACAGGCAGUUACAAUGGUCAAGAAAACACCAGCUUACAAAAAUAGGUUGAAGGCACUUGAACUUGAGCGAUCUGGAGGUGUAACAAAUAAGAAGAAGGGUCUAAAACAAAUUGAUAAGACGGUGGAAGAGAAGCUUAGCAAUGAACUUGAAUUGCAUAUUCAGGGAGCUGAGAAACCUUCGUUAUGGAAUCUCAUCGGUGUCCAAUUUGUACUUCUGCCUUACACAUUAGGCAAGUUGUUGAUUUGGCGAUCCUGUUGGUUUUGGAGAUAUCAGAUCAAGAAACUACCAUACUCAUGGGAUGAUGCUUGUUAUUUGACACAAAGUUGCCUCAAAAUAACUUCUGAUGCAUGGAGAAAUAUUGAUGAAUCUACGAUGAGUAACCUUGUCCAGAAACGUUUGUGGGUUAAAGGAAACAUGGAGAGCUAUGUGGCAGAGAUGAGAAAAGAGUCAAAACGUCGAAGAUAAGAGGUGGUGUUUCAUGAGCAUCUGUCCUUGUCUUGUUAUGAUUACAUAUUUCUUUAAAAAAGAACUAUGGGAUUUUUUUCUCGUAUACCAAUUUUUAUAUUAAAGAAAAGGAAACAAGAGAGAGAGAGAGAGAGAGAGAGAUGACUCCCAUGAAGAAAGAUCGUACGGGAGUUUGACCUUAACUUUUAACUGUAUUACCCAUCGUGAGGUUUUUAAACCAAAUAUGUUAUUGAUUGCUUGGUUUAUCCAUUAAA
Molecule: messenger RNA, 1293 nt
Organism: Musa acuminata subsp. malaccensis (wild Malaysian banana)
Lineage: Eukaryota; Viridiplantae; Streptophyta; Magnoliopsida; Zingiberales; Musaceae
Product: dnaJ protein ERDJ7
Biological process (GO): protein folding
Cellular component (GO): endoplasmic reticulum membrane
Source: RefSeq, a predicted model, not a curated record